CUUCUUCUUCUCUCUGCCUCAUAUAUUUAUUACUCUCUCUUUCACAAACACAGAAACAAAAUAAAUAAAAAAUAUAAUUAAUGUGAGAAAAUCAAUUCAAAAAUUUCGACAUACGUAAUCUGAGAAGAAGGGUUGGGUGAAUACCGGCGGUGGAUCCGACGGCGAUGGCGAAGACCGGUGUUUUCGAUUCGGAUCCGACGGCGAUUGCGAAAGCCAAAGAACUGAAGCGUGAGAUGAAGAAGCUGCUGAUUAAGAUCGAAGAUGAAGAUGACUUUGGGGUUCAGACAAUUGAUCAGUUACAAGAGGCUUUGUCUGCGUUGAGAGAAGCGACGAUGAGGAAGAUGGCGAAAUCGUCUUCACUGGAGAUGCUCGAGACUGUGUCUUGUCCUGAGGAGUUUCGUUGUCCUCUCUCUAAUGAGCUUAUGAGGGAUCCUGUUGUUUUGGCUUCUGGUCAGGUUUGUGAACGUCACAUUCCGAUUACAUUGUUGAACAUAUCCAUACAUGAUGACAGCAACAAGAAGCUCGUCUGCGAUCCUUGUGUGAUUCCUCUACUUAUCGAUGCAUUGAGGCGUGGAACGGUAGCCACGAGAAGCAAUGCAGCUGCGGCGAUCUUUACUCUGUCGGCACUCGAUUCGAACAAAGUACUUAUAGGGAAGUCCGGAAUCCUGAAACCGCUUAUUGAUCUCCUAGAAGAAGGGAAUCCGUUAGCUAUCAAAGACGUAGCUGCAGCGAUCUUCACUCUUUGUAUAGCUCAUGAAAACAGGAGUAGAGCUGUGAGAGACGGAGCUGUUAGGGUUUUAGGUAAGAAAAUCUCAAAUGGGUUGUACGUCGAUGAGCUUUUAGCUAUAUUAGCAAUGCUUGUUACUCACUGGAAGGCUGUGGAGGAAUUGGGUGAGCUCGGUGGGGUUUCUUGGUUGCUGAAGAUAACUCGAGAGAGCGAGUGCAAGCGAAACAAAGAGAAUGCGAUAGUGAUACUGCAUACUAUAUGUUUCAGCGACAGGACAAAGUGGAAGGAGAUCAAAGAAGAGGAGAAUGCUCAUGGAACGAUAACAAAGCUUUCGCGUGAAGGAACUUCAAGGGCACAGAGGAAAGCAAAUGGGAUCUUGGACAGACUGAGAAAAGCUAUGAAUCUCACUCAUACAGCCUGAGAGAAGCCUUGGAUUCCGCAAUGUAAAUUAUCUAAAAUCCUGUUCUAACUUACUUUCUUUGGCUUUAAGAAUUUUUGUAAAUGAUUCGUAUCUUUAGGAUCUGAAUGAUUUUAUGGUUUUCGUAUAUGAGAUGUAAGUAGAAAUCUGUGUGAAUAGGUUUUUUUCCGUUUGAUUGUUUCUGGAGAAUCAAAUCAAUCAAUAAAAAUCAACGUUGGUGGCUUUAUUCA
This is a messenger RNA of Arabidopsis lyrata subsp. lyrata, 1375 nucleotides long. Its product is annotated as U-box domain-containing protein 9. Gene Ontology annotation, cellular component: cytoplasm; nucleus. Gene Ontology annotation, biological process: protein ubiquitination. Gene Ontology annotation, molecular function: ubiquitin-protein transferase activity. NCBI's taxonomy places the organism in Eukaryota, Viridiplantae, Streptophyta, Magnoliopsida, Brassicales, Brassicaceae. The record is from RefSeq and is a predicted model, not a curated record.